GAGUAGAAAAGAGUGGCAGAGGGAGGGGAGCAAAAGCAGCGCAGCAGCGGGCAAGAAGCCACCAGCCCCGAAACCCAGAAAUAAAGCCAAGUUAGCUUGUAUACGCAUGAAAUGUAUACUUUGUUUAACCAAAUGAUUGUUUGCGCAGAAAAAGGUAACGUGUCGGGGAUCUAAUCGACGAGGUUCGGUCGUUUACGGACUCUACUUUGAGACCAAACUCAGAGGGAAAGAAAACAACAACACUGGGGAAAAAGACUGGGAUUACAUACAACAGUGACAAUAAAACAACACUCUUCGACAAGUGGUCUGCCUGGUGCCGAGGGUGAGGUCUGGAUAAAAAAAAGAAGAAACAAACAGGAAAUACCGGUGAUUAAACAUUCUUCAGGAAAAAUUUUGUGUGUUAAUUUCAAAGUGGCGUUAUUGUGUGAACUUUAAACUCAGGAAACAAUGAAGACAUAGUGAGCAAGAACUCAUCAAGUGUCUCGAGGCUGCUAGCCAUCCCGCUAGUGUUAGCUUGACUGUGUUGUAGCGAGCGAAUGCGUGGUAAAAGCUAACGCCCGCUGCAGCCGACUAAGCUAAGUUAGCUGUCGGCUAACAUUAGCUUGCACGCUAAAAGCAAAUUAGAGAAACUUUUUGUGCUGUUUCCCGAAGCCCAAACACUGAAGGAUUAUUCUAAGAACAGAGGGGAAGGGCAGGUUCCCUUCUGGACUUUUCCCCCUCUACUUAUUUUUCUAACAUGAUGGCUGCGGAGGUCAGCAGUGACGAUACGAGCUCGGUCACGACAGGGACAGGGGUGGCAGGCGGAGGAGGCCCGGAGACAGCCCCUCUCCCCUACUAUCCCAAUCAAAGCAGAAUGCGAGUCAUUGAUUUGGGACAAGGGUCAGCAUCAACCCGUCGUCAACAUUCAAACACUUCUCCGGACUCACUUCCCGACAUGAGUAUAAUCUAUCCAGUGGCUAGUGGGGAGAUGACGGGACCAGUUCUGUCCGCAGCAGGGAGUGGCGGAACAGGAGGUGGACAUUCAGUUUUUCAAGGAACAAACUCAGGGACCGUGGGCGGCACGUGCUACUCGCCCUCUUCAGAGGGUCCAGCUAAUCGGAUUUCACCCACAUCCACCGGCCCGGAUGGCACCAAUGUCUUCCCCCCACUGCCACCAGCACCUCCUCCCCCUCAAGGCUGUGGGGCGCUCGGCGGCACCAUGGAUGAAAGCGACAUACAGGAUGGUGAUGAUGAGGAGGUGGUGUUUCCACUGUCUGCACCUCCCACAAACCAGUGUUACCAUGGAAAACUAGACCGAACCAUUGCAGAGGAGCGUCUGCGCCAGGCCCGGACCCCUGGCAGCUACCUCAUCAGGGAGAGCGACCGCCGGCCCGGUUCCUUUGUCCUGUCUUUCCUCAGUAUGACCAAUGUGGUCAACCAUUUCAGGAUAAUUGCCAUGUGUGGGGACUAUUACAUUGGUGGUCGGCGGUUCUCUUCUUUGUCAGACCUGAUUGGUUACUACAGCUAUGUGUCUUGUCUACUAAUAGGAGAAAAACUGCGAUCACCAGUAGCACCUCCAGAGCCUGUAGAAGACAGAAGGAGAGUCAGGGCCAUACUUCCAUACACCAAAGUGCCAGAUACUGAUGAGAUAAGCUUUCUGAAAGGAGACAUGUUUAUCGUUCACAAUGACCUGGACGAUGGGUGGAUGUGGGUUACAAAUGUUCGCACGGAGGAGCAGGGGCUCAUUGUGGAGGAUCUGGUGGAGGAGGUGGGUCGGGAGGAGGAUCCACAUGAGGGAAAAGUCUGGUAUCAUGGAAAGAUCACCAAACAAGAGGCUUACAACCUUCUGAUGACAGUUGGCCAAGUGUGCAGUUUCCUAGUCCGGCCAUCAGACAAUACACCUGGGGACUAUUCCCUUUUUUUCCGUACCAAUGAAAACAUCCAAAGGUUUAAGAUCUCCCCCACACCUAACAAUCAGUACAUGAUGGGGGGGAGGUACUACAACAGUGUUGAUGAAAUAAUCGACCAUUACAAGAGAGAACAGACGUUGAGGGUUACAACCUGAAUAGACGCAGUUUCAGUGCAGCAACAAGAACAAGUACUUACGGACACAGUGGAUGGGAGGGAGAUUUAUAACACUAUAAGACGGAAAACGAAAGAUGCUUUCUACAAGAACAUUGUCAAGAAAGGCUACCUCCUGUUCAACAAAGGCAAAGGCAAAAGAUGGAAGACCCUUUACUUCAUCCUGGAGGGUAAUGAUGCACAGCUCAUCUAUUUUGAAAGCGAGAAGAGAGCUACAAAACCCAAAGGGCUGAUCGACCUAAGUGUGUGCUUCGUGUAUGAUGUGCACGACAGUCUGUUUGGCAGGCCAAACUGUUUCCAGAUUGUUGUCCAGCACUUUAGCGAGGAACAGUACAUAUUCUACUUUGCAGGAGAGGUCCCAGAGCAAGCACAGGACUGGAUGAAAUGCCUUCAAACGUUCUGUAGUAACUUAAGAAAAACCACUGCACCCACCUCCAACAAGAGACUUAGACAGGUGAGCAGGCUGGUUCUCUAUGUGGAAGAGGCCCACAAGCUGCCAGUGAAGUAUUUCACCAACCCCUACUGUAACAUCUACCUGAACAGUGUUCAGAUUGCUAAGACACACCCAAGAGAGGGACAGAAUCCCGUCUUCACCGAAGAGUUUAUCUUUGAUGACUUGUCCAGUGAAAUUAACAGGUUUGAAAUCAGCCUGAACAACAAAACAAAGAAGAGCAAGGAAAGUGACAUCUUGUUUAUGCGUUGCCAGCUGAACCGUCUGCAGAAGGGCCAGAUGAUUGAUGAGUGGUUCCCUCUCAGCUCCCAUGUUCCUCUAAAGGGCAUCGAGCCGGGUUCCUUGCGUGUACGUGCCCGCUACUCCAUGGAGAAGAUCAUGCCUGAGGAGGAGUACAACGAAUUCAAGGAGAUGAUCUUGCAGAAAGACUUUUAUGUCAUCUAUGCUUUGGCCCACGUGUGUGGUCAGGACCGCACCUUGCUGGCCAGCCUUCUACUGCGGAUCUUCAGACAUGAGAAGGCUGAAGCCCCCCUACUUAGAACACUCAAUGAUAGAGAGAUUUCAAUGGAGGAUGAGGCCACAACAUUGUUCAGAGCGACCACAUUGGCCAGUACGCUGAUGGAGCAGUACAUGAAGGCAACAGCAACACCUUUCGUCCACCACGCGCUCAAAGACACCAUCCUCAAGAUCAUGGAGAGCAAACAGUCUUGUGAGUUGAACCCUUCAAAACUGGAAAAGAAUGAGGAUGUGAACCUGAAUCUGAAUCAUCUUCUCCACUUGUUGUCUGAGCUGGUAGAGAAGAUCUUCAUGGCUGCUGAGAUCCUACCACCAACAUUGAGGUUUAUCUACGGCUGCCUGCAGAAGUCUGUCCAGCGGAAGUGGCCCACCAACACCACCAUGCGGACGAGAGUUGUAAGUGGCUUUGUCUUUCUCAGACUUAUCUGCCCAGCCAUUCUCAACCCCAGAAUGUUCAACAUCAUUGCUGACCCUCCGUCGUCAACAGCAGGCAGGACCCUCACACUGGUGGCCAAGUCUGUCCAGAAUCUGGCCAAUCUGGUUGAAUUUGGUGCCAAGGAACCCUAUAUGGAAGGUGUAAACCCUUUCAUCAAAAACAACAAACAUCGAAUGAUCAUGUUUCUGGAUGAGUUGGGGAAUGUCCCUGACCUUCCUGAAAUCACAGAGCACUUUAGGACGGACCUGUCGCGGGACCUGGCUGCGCUGCAUGAGGUCUGUGCCACACACUCAGACGAGCUUCGCACCCUGAGCAAUGAGAGGGGCGCACAGCAGCAUGUGUUGAAAAAGCUGCUGGCCAUCACAGAGCUCCUCCAGCAGAAGCAGACUCAGUAUGCCAUGUCCAACAGCAACAGGACAGAGUGCACCAUCAUGUCACUAGCUGCUGCCAUCCAGGUAAUGUAAGUUUUUCGGAUUUCCACCUGAGUGUGUGGUAGUCAGACUCCACAGCCAGCCAGCCAAACUGAGACCUUAUCCCUUCAGGUGCACGGCCGAAGACUAAAGUGAGUUUGUAGCUAUAAUGUGAGCAUGUGGCUGAGAUUUCGGGUGGCACAAAUGCAAUAUGACUGUCAUUCAUGGGAAACCUCUUGCUGCAUAAAUUGCUGCCCUUUCCAAAAUCCAUCAUAAACCCACAGUGUGCUGAGCUCUUACAAGGAGACCUUGAAAAGAUCAUUUUUAUGAAGAACUGAUGUACGGACUGUACUUCAGAGAUGUCUGAGCUUCAUCGAUCCUGGUAAUUCUGGCACUCCAAAGUCUCAGUGACUGUGGUUGAUGAUUAACAUGGAGCCAGACAAGAGGGGGCUUCCCGUUAAGCCAUUCCUUUCAUUGGACAACAUAACUUGGGGGUUACAUGACCAUAGAGAGGAGGCAAUCCAAAGCACUGAGGUAGCAUUUUCUGCUGUCAUCAGGGAAUAUAAACAUAGCACCUCUUUCCAAGAUGACACAAGCCUUAACUCCCUUUUUAUUCACCAUCCUUUCACUCAUGUCACUUGACUAUAUGAUAAGCUUUUCCUUCAAACCAUUGAGAACUUCAUCUGUCUGUGUAUAAACCUCCCUGCAACAUCUAAACCACUUGUUACAUUUCUUUUAUAUGCUGCAUUUUUGUUUUUAUGCACUUAGGUUUAUAAAGAGAUACUGUUUGCAUAGCUGAACAGAGCUGAGAGAUAGUUUGUAGGAUAAACAUGUAUCCUGUCCUGUGCAUGUGUUAAACCUGAAUGGAUCCUGCUAUAGUGUGUGGGCCUACAUACAGUUUAAGCUGCUCUAACAACCAUCACCUGAACUCUUUUUCUAUGCCUUUUGAUGUUAAUGAAAGCUUUGCAUUGCAGUCUCUCUUGCUUUCCCACCAUCACAGGUGGUGUUUCUUCAGUACACCUCAGCACUGACUGUUUUCCACCCUGAGAAGUCAUGUCACGCACAGAUUUAUCAACUUCAAAGUCAUAAGGGUUGGCCUUGUGUGCCUCCUAAAGAUUCAAGCAGCUGCAGAGCCUGAAUCUGUGCCUGUCAUAGCUCAGAUGUUUACCAAACUGUUUACUGUAGUUGCACUUAAGAUACCACGGACCUCACCAAGUGUUAACAGACAACUGGCGACAGAUGAGUCACAACUAUUGAGCCUAAAUGUCAUCAAGUAUACCAGUAUCAGACAUGCUACAUGGUAUGAUGAAAGUAGCAGUGAGGCAUGCAGUUGUACUUGCUUUCUGUAUUUCAUACAGCUGAUGAUGUGUUCCUUUUUAUUUUUCUACCUGAUACUGAACCUUGAACCUUUUGCAUCUUAGAUACAACCUGGCUGAAAUAAAGCUGUUACUAUGUA
Molecule: messenger RNA, 5330 nt
Organism: Melanotaenia boesemani (Boeseman's rainbowfish)
Lineage: Eukaryota; Metazoa; Chordata; Actinopteri; Atheriniformes; Melanotaeniidae
Gene: rasa1a
Product: RAS p21 protein activator (GTPase activating protein) 1a
Biological process (GO): regulation of GTPase activity
Molecular function (GO): protein binding
Source: RefSeq, a predicted model, not a curated record